This is a messenger RNA of Solea solea (common sole), 1563 nucleotides long. Its product is annotated as retinol dehydrogenase 8-like. The record is from RefSeq and is a predicted model, not a curated record. Gene Ontology annotation, molecular function: estradiol 17-beta-dehydrogenase [NAD(P)+] activity. NCBI's taxonomy places the organism in Eukaryota, Metazoa, Chordata, Actinopteri, Pleuronectiformes, Soleidae. Gene Ontology annotation, biological process: estrogen biosynthetic process. The transcript has 6 exons. Gene Ontology annotation, cellular component: cytoplasm. Bases 25 to 978 code for a protein of 317 amino acids.
GCAGUGGUGAGAGGACGCAGAGCCAUGGCGAGUCCCGGACAGAAAGUGGUGCUGAUUACAGGCUGCUCCUCCGGUAUUGGCCUGAGGAUGGCUGUGAUGCUGGCAAAUGAUGAACAGAAGCGUUAUCACGUCAUUGCCACGAUGCGUGAUCUGAAACGUAAAGAUAAGCUGGUUGAGGCUGCAGGGGAAGCCUAUGGCAAAACUCUCUCUCUGGCUGUACUCGAUGUCUGCAGCGAUGAGUCUGUCAAACAGUGUAUUAAUGGCAUCAAAGAUCGACACGUGGAUGUCCUCAUCAAUAAUGCAGGUAUUGGCCUAGUGGGUCCUGUGGAGAGCAUCCCCAUUGAAGAGAUGAAGAAUGUGUUUGAGACCAAUGUCUUUGGAGUGAUCCGCAUGAUAAAGGAGGUGAUGCCUGAUAUGAAGAAAAGAAGAGGAGGACACAUCAUUGUGGUCAGCAGCGUGAUGGGACUGCAAGGUGUGGUGUUUAAUGACGUGUACGCAGCCUCCAAGUUUGCCAUUGAGGGCUUCUGUGAGAGUAUGGCUGUGCAGCUCUUGAAGUUUAAUGUCACAAUGUCGUUGAUUGAGCCGGGUCCAGUUCACACAGAAUUCGAGGCAAAGAUGAUUCAGGAGGUGAAACAGAGGGAGUGUCCUGGUGCUGAUCCUGACACAGUGCAUUACUUCAAGAAUGUCUACCUUCCUUCUUCCAUUGACAUCUUUGAGGUUAUGGGACAAACACCUGACGACAUCGCCAGAUGCACCAAGAAAGUGAUCGAAGCAAGCAGCCCACGUUUUCGUAAUCUGACCAACCGUAUGUACACGCCCAUCGUAGCACUGAAAUAUGCUGAUGAAACUGGAGGUCUAUCUGUCCAUGCCUUCUACCACAUGCUCUUCAAUAUGGGGACGCUCAUGCACAUCAGCAUGAAUGCCAUGAAGUACCUCACCUGUGGAUGUCUGAGGAGCAGAACAGUUUCACCAAACUAAAACAUGCAUGUUUCACACUGCCAGACUGGCAGUUUGUCGACCUGAAUAAAGAUCACAUGCUACCUCACCUUAGGUGUUUUCUUUAGAGGAUCACACAAAAUGUAAGGGACUAACAUACUGUACUUGCCCAGGCUCAUAUAGUGAAAUAUAGUCACAAAUCCACAAACCCAUUCAACACUUUUUGUGACCUACCUUAUUUCAUUCCAUAUAUACAGUCUGUUUUAUAAUUAAUGUCUCUCUUUUUUUCUUAUGUAUGCACAGCUACAAAAAUACAUAUAUCAAAGGUAAACAAAGAAAACACUAUAAUGAUUUUAAUAUUCAUUUUCAGCCCAGAGUGCCAAAUGUGUAAUUAUAAAACAAGCUGUAUGAAGAUAUCUUUAUUUUAUCCACCUCGGUCUAAGAUAACUUCACAUUUAGACUAUUUUAAACUCUAACUGUUUGAGAGAGAGUAACACUUUUUUUUCCAAAUGCUGUCAAUGUAAUGUCUGCCAACUGUUUCGGCAUUCAGACGGGGGUCAAAGGAUUCAAUAAUGGAACAUAAACCUGCUUAGAUUUUUAUCCAAUUAAAUUCCCCAAAUGCCCCAC